AUGUCUAAUAGUUUGGACAGUUUUUUAACACGUAUUGGGGAUGUCACUAUAGAACGCGUGACUCCUCGUUCAGGCUCUAAGCCUAAUGAAGCAUUAAUUUCAAAUGAAAUUUCAACAAAUGCAAACAUGAACAAUAUAGAACCUCAAACAGGAAAUGAUGAAAGUUCAGAGGAGUCUAGUGGUGAAACAUCUGAUGGAGAACACGAAAAGAAAAAUGAUACAUUACAGUCAGAGGAGAUAGAAGAAAUACGUUCUGAAGGUUCAGGAGAUGAUAUGGAUUUAGAUGAAACAAUUGAUUCCCAAAUUGGGGUACGAAUGGAAUCAGAACGACAUCAUUCUCAACCCGAAGAAGAUGACGAGGAACCAGUUAAUAUAUUGGAUACUUUACCAUUAGAAGGAGCUCCAAUAGAAGGCCAAGAAGUAUCCGAGGCUGAUUUGCUUGGAAAACCAAUUUCAAAAGAUACAGACGAUGAAGAGAGCAUAGAACAUGAAAGUGACAAACACGAAGGUCAUUCCAUGGAGGAUGAAGGGGCUGAAAGUAAUAAGAGGCAUGCUGAUUCAGAGCUUUCUGAUACAGCCAAAAAGAAACAAAGAAAGGAUGAUGGGACUGAAGGAAGUGCAUCGGAAUGUGAAACAAAGGUAGAAAAGAAACUAGCAAAUAUGAGAAGAAAUAUUCGAGAAGUAAUGGAUGAGAACCAACUUGAUGAAGCUACUUUGUCUGCCCAACGACAAGAAAUGGAACGUUUGCGAAGGGUACAGGAACAACAAAGAAUUAUUCGUGAAGUUCAACGUCAGAUAGCAAUAAAUAGGCAGAAUAAUAAAACGCAAACAAGAGUAAUCAGUCUUCUACAGGGAAAGCAAAAUCAAGCAGGAACUACUAUUUCACAAUCAUCAUCAUCAUCAUUUUCACCCACACCAGUUCGUUUACCAAAUACCGUGCUUCUUAAAGUAAAUUCUGGAUCUGGGACUGGAUCUCAGACCACUUCUAGUAUGCAAGCAAAUCAAUUGCAAAGAAGGUCGAUAGAUGGAUCGCGUUGGCAAAAGAGUAGGGGUGUCUAUCAAGGGGUACAGACAUCAAUUUCUCGAGUUCCAAGUCGUCCUAUUGGUCCCAAUAUGUUACAGCAAAGAAUUAGAAUGAUGACACCUUCUGUGAGCAUAUCACCCGUAGUUCCUAAAAAGGAACCUAUGGAUAGAUCUGAAUAUUAUUCAGAUUCUGAACUCUCAGACAUAGAAGCUGAAGAAGCAUUACGUGAAAAACAGAUGCAUAUUACUAAAAAAAUAUCUGCUGGGCUAAAAUCUCAAAAAACGGCUAAGGGUAAAGACGUGGUAACAAUAUCUAGUUCUAGCGAAAGUUCAGACGAUGACUGUAUAGUUUUAAGCGAUCCAAGUGGAGAAGAAGAAACGGACAACGAAGAUGAUCCAUCCAAUUCUGGUAUGCAUACCAAUGAUAGAUAUAACAUUCCAGAUGAACAUGGUAGAGUGUUAAUUAAUGUGGGUCAUCCGGAAACUGAGCCUGAUGUGUUUUUAGCGCCCCAGGUCGCUCGUAUUAUUAAACCUCAUCAGAUUGGUGGUAUUCGUUUUCUUUAUGACAAUAUUGUUGAAAGCAUUGAAAGGUACAAAACUAGUUCUGGUUUUGGAUGUAUACUUGCUCACAGUAUGGGUUUAGGGAAGACUCUCCAAGUUGCUAGCUUUUGUGAUAUUUUUUUUCGAUGCACUACAGCUAAAACAGUUCUCUGUAUCAUGCCUAUUAAUACACUGCAAAAUUGGUUAGCAGAAUUUAAUAUGUGGUUACCAUAUGAGGAUCCUAAUGCUCCCGAAAAACAUAACAAAGGUUUAAAUGUCAAAUCUGAACCUGGUGUAGAGCUUAAACAAGAGAUUAAAGAUGAUUGUGGAAAUCAAAGUGACAUGUCAAAUCUGUCAAGGCCUAUUAGUACAGAAUCAGCUCAUCGUUUUGGGCAAGAAAAUACACCCCAACCUAUGAAUAUUAUGCCAGAAAACCCAUAUACUCAUCAGGGAUAUGAAACUCAUAACAUGAUACCUGGCUAUGUGCAGGAUAAUAUAUUAAAUAAAAAUAUGUCAGAUUCACAAGUACACACGAAUGAAAAUUAUCAGAGCGAUAUUUCUCAAAAUACAAUCUAUAAUACAAACUCUAAUCCAAUAUCUAAUUUUGAUUCAAUGAAGUCAGAAGCAAAUUGUCACGGCAUGCAACAGAGAUCAAGUAUGCCAGAUACAAAAUUUGGAGUGGAAAAUCAGAACCCUGGUAACAUGUAUUCUGGUUUAGAAAACCAGUCACAAACUUCUAUAUAUUCAAAUAUAGAAACACGAAAUCCUAGUGCUUUGUAUCCUAGCACAGAAAGUCAUCACACUGGAUCAGUCUAUCCAAAUUAUGAUAACUCUACUAAUACUUUUUCUAAUUAUACAAAUCGAACACCUCAAGAAGCUGAUCAAGAAUCUAGAAAAGAAUGUUUUAAGAAUGCUUUGUCUUCUGUAAAUACAGAAAUUAACGUGAAAAAAGAACCAGAAGAAAUCAUUAAGAAGGAGGAAGGCACUUGCACGACAAAAGACGAAAUAGUGAAUGAUGAGAAAAAGGAAAUAGAAAAAGUUCAAACUCCAUUCAGUGUAGAUGCUCCUAUUGGUAUGGAAUUAAGACCAAGACAUUUUCGACUGCAUAUCUUAAAUGAUUCUCAUAAAACCAUGACUGCAAGAGCCAAAGUAAUUCAAGAUUGGCAAUUUGGAGGUGGUGUGUUGUUAAUUGGAUAUGAAUUAUAUAGACAGUUAUCUUUAAAAAAGCCAAAUAAAGCAAAAAGAAAACGUGGACAACCUUUCAAAGACACUGUUGAUGUUGAGGAAGAAGAUAAGAAUAAAGGCUUAUUAAAUGAAAUGCAUUCGGCUCUAGUUAAUCCAGGACCUGAUUUAGUUAUAUGUGAUGAAGGUCAUCGAAUAAAAAAUUCUCAUGCUAGCAUUAGUAUGGCUUUGAAACAAAUGCGCACAAAACGUAGAAUUGUAUUGACUGGUUAUCCAUUGCAAAAUAACCUCUUGGAAUAUUGGUGUAUGGUUGAUUUUGUCAGACCUAAUUAUUUAGGAACUAAAAGUGAGUUCUGUAAUAUGUUUGAAAGACCAAUUCAGAAUGGGCAAUGUAUUGACUCAACACCACAAGACAUACGAUUAAUGAGGUACCGUGCACACGUACUGCAUGCUUUAUUAGAAGGUUUUGUACAAAGAAGAUCCCAUUCUGUAUUGCAAGUUUCUUUACCGCGUAAAGAGGAAUAUAUUCUUCUGGUUAGGAUGACACCGCAUCAACGCCAGUUAUAUGAUACAUUUAUGAAUCAAGUUGUUAAAACACGCGCUGUUCCCAAUCCGUUAAAGGCUUUUGCUGUAUGUUGUAAAAUUUGGAAUCAUCCUGAUAUUUUAUAUCAUUUUCUCCGCAAGCGUCAAGCCAAUGAAGAAGAUGAUUUAGAUUUGGAAGAAACAAUUGGUGAAAAGCCUACUACUGCUGGUGGAAAACGUUCAAAGGCUCGUCAACCGAAAGGAGAAUCUAAAAAGGGAAAGAAAACGAACACAACUAUAAAAAAUAAACCUGCAGCUAGUGUGCAACCUAAUGCUUCUUCAUCAUCUAACACUGAUAACAUAGAAUCUGACAACUCGCAUACAACUCCAAAACAAAACAAUUAUUCCAAUUAUUCUAUGCCCAUGAAUAAUUCAGGAUAUUCAAAUUCUAUACCACAAAAUUCUUAUCCUCAUGGUUAUCAGAAUUACAGGCCAAAUGACCAAAAUGUGUAUUACAGAAACGAUAAUAACCAUGGAGAAUAUAAUGAAUUUUACAAUAAUCAAGGGCCACAAAGAUAUGGAAAUCAAUCAUUCCAAACAUAUACGCAAUCUCCGGGAUACAGUACUUCGCAAAACUAUCCAAAUCAGUCACAAAAUUAUAUACCAAAUAAUGAACAGUCUGCAAACAACCAUUCGCAAAGGUAUCCGAAUACUCCUAAUUCAGAAUUUCGUUCAGACCAAAAUCAAGGAAACAAUUAUGAAGUAUCAGGGAUGUUUUCACGCCAGGCUUAUCCUUAUCAAGAUCAUGGACGUAAUUAUGCAUCAAACUUAAAUCAAGGAUCUAGUAAUUAUCCUCAAGUUCCAAACCAAUCUUCUUUUCAAUCACAAAUGCCAAAUCAGUCAACAAACAUACCAAUACCGGAUUAUUCUCCCUAUACACCUAACCAGACCCCAAAUUAUAAUUCUGCACCAGGCCAGACCACUUCAAUGUAUUCACGAAAUGAAAGUCAACCAUUACAAAACUCUACAUUAGGGUAUGGUGCUAAUCAGUCAAGUCAAAAUUCGACCUCUCAAACUUCAACAGCUGGAUAUCUUCCAAAUCAACAAGGUCAGGGUACAGCACCCAGUCAAAAUCGCGGCUUUUCCCCUAAUCAACAAAAUCAAAGUCUUACUUUACAAAGUUCUUCCCACACUUAUACUGGCACACAGUCACAAAAUAUGCCACUAUCUAAUCAGUCCCAUAAUUAUCCUACUCAAGUAAAUAGUAACCCUUCAUCGCAAACGUCUCUUUCUUUUAAUCAACAGUCGCCAAAUCCAAUGUCACAAAAUCAAUCUCAUCCAUAUAUGGCGAAUCCAUCAAAUCAAACAUCAGUUCCACAGAGUCAAAUGCGUGGAUAUCCUACAACGGCUCAAAAUCAAAUUAACGUGCCACAAAAUUCAUCUUCAUAUCCCUCAGGGCAAUCAGCUUCAAAUGCCCCUACUCAAACACAUGGAUAUCCUCAAGAUCAACAAGGGCCAGUUGCAAAUGCACAGAAUACUAUACAUGGAUAUUCACAUCUUGUGUCUUCAUCAGCACCACAAAAUCAGUCUUCGUAUCCACCUACUGCCCAAAAUCAAACAGGAGCUUCUUCAGGUUCAAAUCAUGCAUAUGGUUCUAAUCAUCAGGGUUCAACAUCAAUGCCACAGACUCCGACUCAUAGGUAUGGUAGUUCUCAGCAAGGACAAGUACAACAAUCUCAGAGUCAGUCUCUUACAUAUCCACAAAAUCAACAAGCACCAGCCUCGUCAUUAAAUCAAAAUGAUCAAGUCUAUCCCAGAUCAGAUAGUCAACAACAAGCUCAAAAUUAUACGACAACGUCCAAUACACCUCAUGAAUUUUCAACCGAUCGUCAAGGUGGAAGCUCUACUAAUUCGACAAAUAACUAUCCAGUAAACCAAACUCAACAGAAUAUAAGUUACUCAUCAGAUGGUACGCAUCAAAAUCAAGUAGGUCAAAUGAAGGGACCAGAAGAUCCUUAUUGGCAAAGAAAUUAUUCUCAACCAUUUAGAUCUGAUCAGUGUAACGAUCCAUAUUAUCGGGAUGUAAAUCCUAACGUGAAUCGAUAUCAAAAUAAUUACUUUCCAUCACAAAAUUAUCAGAAUCAAUCUUAUGAUUAUAGUAACAAUCAUAAUUCAGAUGUGAAUUCACGAUCAGAUGAUUCAAAACCACAGCAGUCUACUACUCAUAUUCAAAACUCAGGUUCUUGUGAUAAAAGUAAUAAAGAAAUGACUGCAAGUGUCGGCGUACAGAGCCAACCAAUACAUCAGAGUAAUGUUUCUACAAGCUCAAAUUAUAGUUCUGAAUCGAGCUGUCAAACACCAGUGUCCAGAUCUGUGCAAAAUCUUGGUUCAUCACACAGUCCUCGACUAAACCAAAAUGAUAUAGUAAAGGAAGAUGAUCGAGAAAAAGAGGAUUUGUUAGAUAAAGAUAAAGAAGAUAAGUCAGACGAUGACAUUCUUACAAAAGAUGAAGAAAAAGACUCUAAAAGUUUUUCAGGAGGAAAAGAAGAUCCUGGAAUUCCAUAUGAUUGGGCAACGGAAUUAAUGAAGGGCUAUGUACCAGGAUUAAUUGACGCGUCUGCAAAAAUGACAAUUUUCUUUUGUAUUUUGGAAGAAGCAAUCACGCUUGGUGAUCGUGUUUUAGCAUUUUCUCAAUCAUUGUUUACAUUGAAUCUCAUCGAAGAUUUUUUAGCUAGAAAUAGUUUGAAACAUCCAGAUGGACAAAUAGAUGCUUGGAUUAAAAAUGUAAAUUAUUAUAGACUAGAUGGAAGCACUAGUGCUUUAGAAAGAGAAAAACUUAUCAAUGAAUUUAAUAAUAAUUCAAAAAUUCAUCUUUUUCUCGUUUCAACACGUGCUGGUUCAUUAGGCAUUAAUCUUGUUGGCGCAAAUCGUGCUAUCGUGUUUGACGCUUCUUGGAAUCCCUGUCAUGACACGCAGGCUGUCUGUAGGGUUUAUAGAUACGGUCAACAAAAACCGUGUUUCGUUUACCGAUUAGUUACCGAUAAUUGCCUAGAAAGAAAAAUAUACGACAGGCAAAUUAGUAAGCAAGGAAUGGCUGAUCGCGUUGUUGAUCAGUGUAAUCCAGAUGCUCAUCUUUCAUUAAAAGAAGCGACUACAUUGUCUUGGGAUUGGGAAGAGGAUAGUCAAGUACAAGAUUUUUCACAAACGAAAGACAGUUAUUCAGAUGAAGUCAUGCAUCGUGUGUUAGAACGAUAUUCGUCUUUGCUUACGAAGCAGCCAUUCCAUCAUGAGAGUCUUCUUGUAGACCGAAAAGAUAAAAAGCUCAGUCAAGCAGAAAAGCGAUUAGCCCGUCGUGGAUACGAACUUGAAAAAAUGGCUGCCAAUUGUUCGAGACCUAGUUACAAUUAUGUACCCGGAAAUACUGCUACACGGGCAGGCGGAUUACAAAUUAGAGCAAUUCGCGGCGGUGAUAGUAGUACUACAUCCAAACCAGUGGCUUCGGUUAGGCCAAUGCAACAACGUGGUGCCGAGGGUUUAGGCUCACGUGGUGUGACUGGGAGUCGGUGGAUACCGGCGGAAGUAUGGCAAAGACAAGGAAUGAGCGCACAAGAAAUGACAUUACCUUUAGAUGUUGUUAUUCCUACCAAUUCGCCUGAUAAAGGAAGUAUUGUACUAAAAGCUGGUCAACGAGUGAUGGUACUGAAGAGUCCGAAAGGCAUUUAUAUGCAAUUAGAAUCUGGAAAAAUUAUAGCAAUUCGAACAGCUCUUAAAUUAAAUCAACAGAAACGGGAGGAAGAACCAAAAAAAGGUGUAUCUUCAAUGACACAGAGAAAUUCCAAACCAGAAGUCGGAUUUCCAUUGAGAAAUAAUUCAGCCAUUUCUAUAAUACCGAAAUCAUCUUCAAGUAACCAAAUAAGUGGUCGUUCAGUCAAUAAACCAGGUGGUCCUAAUUAUAGGCCGUUCGCCGACAAAGAAAUUUCGAAAAGACCAAAACUUGUUGCUACCGCAACCGCCAAACCUUAUUUGAGUCAAGUUAAUUUAACAAAUCAAGUUUCUCUUUCAAGGUUACCAAAAGUAAAGCAAGAACCAGUUGAUCAUUCAACUCUGGGAGAAAAUUCGAAUUCUUCUGAUGGUCAGGUCAGAACGGAACAAAGGGUCGAAGAAGUAAGAUUGGAGGAUGUGGUUGCGGAAGUAAGUUCAAACACAGAUUAUAGCCCUUCUAACCAUAAUCGUGUAUCCAAUUCGGAUACUGAUACGUCUCUACAAAAGUCAUCCGAAGAAAAUAGUCAAGUAUAUACUUCGGAUACCGUAACGGCGCAAGGUGUUCAAACGCAACACGAUCAAAUAGAAACGGAAUUGACAUCAAAAAUUAAUAAACAAUGUUCUCCUUCGAUCGAGAAGCAAGUUACAAAAAUAAAUGAGACGUUAACAAAUUAUGGACAUGCUUUUCAAACUCAACAAGAAAAGAGAGACACGUCUAACGAGGAAAUUAUAAUUGAAGACCCACCGCAAGUAUCGCCUCAAAUACAGCCUCAAUUACCAUCUCAGAUACCAUCUCAGGUAUCGUCGCAGCAAGUCUCAUCUCAAGUACCAUCGCAAGUACAACCACAGGUACCAACACAGGUACUUCCACAGAUAUCAUCUCAAUUGUCAUCGCAAGUUGGAACACAGUCAACGGUAUCCGCACCAUUGCCAUUAUCAUUAACACAACCUACUCCAUCGACUAUGCAAGUGCCACCAACAUCUACGUUACGAGGUACAGAAGGUUCUAAAGGUAUGACAGAUAUUAUUGGCUCUACUGCUGCAUCCAUGGGUACUGGAACUAAUGCCAUGACUUCACCAAAAACGGUAGAACCAAGUAUGCGCGAAACAUCUGUACAGGGCGAACUUAAUGUACCACAAGGUUACCCGUAUGCCCAGUAUCCUCGGUACUACGAUUAUAGCGAUCCACGAUCACGAUCGUUAUCCACUCCUUAUGGUACAUAUUUCCCUGGCGUUCCACCUCAUGCAACAAAUCCCAGAUUACCAAUAGACACCGCAAAAACACAACCAGACUUAGGAAAGCCUGUGGAAGAGAGAGCAACGAUGAAUGUGCCUCCUACAUAUUCGCAAGUACCACCGAAUACUACUGCUAAAACGUUAGCAAAUGCAACAGAAACUAAAAGUGCAGAAGCGAUGGUAACCACAACUGUUGCUUCUACUCCGACAAGGGAUGAUACACACAUACCCACUGCGUUCAGUCAUCCGACAAGCAGUCGUUAUCCUGGACCCUAUCCACCGGGACCGUAUGAUCCAUAUUCACAGCAUUAUCCUCCAGCACCUGGUUCUUCAGCAGCUUAUCCACCGAGUGGUGCACCUGGAUAUCCAGCAUACGGCGGGCCGACUUACAAUACCGAGUACGCACGCAUGUAUACGGCAUUUCAUGGUCCUCCUCCACCAACAGAUCCUUAUAUACAUAGAGGUUACGCACCUCCUUCAUCACACCCGCCUAAUUAUUAUCCUCCAUUCCCACAUCCUCCUCCACCUUAUCCAAAUUAUUCGUUUUUAUCGCCAUAUCCGAAUCCUAAUAUGCCUAGUGAGCCGCAACCACCUGCUCAGUAAGAAAGUUCAGUGGCACUUCGAGACACGAUUAGUUUAAUAAUAAUUUCAAGAAAUGUCGCAUAUUGCGAAAGUUUGAAGGCUGUCGCGGUUCAGAAGCUUAAUAGACUGAAGCUGUAAAACGCAUUGAUGUAAAUAUUUAGUCACAAGUAUUGUAUUAAGAUAUUCAAUUUACUUAGGUACUUUUCCAAAGUACCAACUCUAUGUCAAGGGAGAUGAGAUAAUCUCUUUUAACUUUGAACUGUGCAAUUUGUUAAAAUGUUCAAAAUAUUUAGCCUGGAAUGCUAUGCCGUUUUACGAUGCGUCUAUUCAACUAAAUAAUGUCAAUGUUUAAAAGUGUACAAGUGAUCCCUCUACUUAAUAUUUUAUAGUUUCAUUGACACCAUGACGUUUUUUACACUUCGGGGACACUGACUGUAUGCGUUUACCAAGUGCUUCAUUAAACUGCGAUUAUAAAAGUAAAAAAAUAUUUUAGAUGUACAAAUUUGUACAAACGUUUGUUAUUCGUCAUUUUUUUAUUCAAUUUUAGUCAAAUUGAGAUUAAUUUAUGUAGAUGAUACUGGGAAUAUUGAGUCAGAAAGAAGUUUGUACCUUUUAAACAAGUAACGUAAAAAAAGGAAGGAAUGCUGUAACUAUCGUUCAACUUUGUGCAUAAAUGCUACACUCAUCACUUUUAUAUAUAGGUACUAUAAGAAUAAAAAAAG
Molecule: messenger RNA, 9569 nt
Organism: Colletes gigas
Lineage: Eukaryota; Metazoa; Arthropoda; Insecta; Hymenoptera; Colletidae
Exons: 6
Coding region: 1-8868 (2955 amino acids)
Cellular component (GO): nucleus
Molecular function (GO): ATP hydrolysis activity; ATP binding; ATP-dependent chromatin remodeler activity
Source: RefSeq, a predicted model, not a curated record